GAACAUUUAAAUUUGAUUUAAUUUAACUUGUAUCAUGGUAAGCUUUUUUUUAACUACCUAAUCCCCAACAUUCUAUGAAAAAGUAAUAAUCUUCUGCUGUGUUGUGUAGGAUCCAUUUGUGGUAAAACGCGCUUUAUUUAAGCCAUUGAAGUUGUGCAUCCCAGCAUGGACAAUCUUCCAUACAAAUCUGAUGUUGAGAAAUGGAAUGUUGAACAUGUUGCUGCAUAUAUCCAGAGUCAAGUUGGAGAUUAUAGUCAAGCAUUCCUUAAGAGGGGGAUUGAUGGACGUUCAUUUUUGGCACUGAAUGAGAGUUCCUUCCUAACCUGGGCUUCAGAUUUACCCAUCAGGAGCAGACAGAAGAUUAAUAAGUUGAUUAGAGACAUCAACUCACAACCCAGCUCAGCUCCCCUGCAUAGAGGAGGCAGCAGUGCAGCAGCUGCCAGCCCAGCUGUCACUGACAUCGGCUGCCUGCGACCGCCUGCCCUGGCCGGCAGCGGCAGCAGGCUAGGGCGGCAUGAUGCGGGCGUGGAGUCUGACAGUUUCUCGGAAAGUGAUGAUGAUGAUGAUAUUUUGAUGCAAGAACCCCAUGGCUCAGGCCCCCCAACUGUAUCAUCUCAACCCCCACCCCGCCCUGUACCCCUGCUCCCCCCCUCUGCCCUCUCCGCCCUCUCCGUCCCCUACCCCAGAGGUGAUGUGGACGACAACGGUUACCUGAUUGCCAUCAAGGGGCGGCAGGCCUCCCCUUCCCCUGUGGAUCAGGCUGACCCGAUGUACGAGCCUGUCGAGGACGCCAGACUGCAGGGGCAGCGGGAUGGCGCUCCGCCUUUGUCUGGUGACAACGGGCCUCCCCUUCCCCCUCGUAACACCAACCAAGGUGGAGAGACACGAGGUGCCGCCUUUUCUUCCACUAAACCUGGACCCUCUCCCUCAACCAAACCUGGAGUAUCUGGCCCUUCUACUUCCUUCUCGGCUACUCACUCAAGACUAGGCGUUGCUCUUCCUUCGUUGACGGGAGUGUCUUCCACUUCGUUCAAAAGUGAUCCACCGCAACUUCCUCCACUGCCUACCCGUUCUGCACUUCUUCCUCCCAAGGAAAGCAAUAAAAACACGGAGAGUUCUGUCGAGAUAAAUACUUCUCCUGUUAACCCUGCGCAUCUCCAGCAACUGUUGGGUGCUAAAAAACCUACCCUUCCCAACCCUGGCCGGCCAAGCGACGACCAUAAUUCCCUUUCAGGGACUGUCUCGGGAUCCUCUACAGCUCCUGGGAGACGGUCGGCCGUCUCCGCAGUUGCGGCCGCGACCGGCAACGAUUUUGCGCCGGUAUUGCGUCGACCAACCAACAUUCCUGCUGCGAUUGGCGGCGAUCCUGCCGCGGUUUUACAACGAUCACCACCGUCUACGAUCGGCGUUGGUUCGGCGCAGAUUCCGCGCCAGUCGGCGCCUGAUGAAGGAGACUUGAGCGACGCCGAGGAGCAGCAGGAGAGCGUGCGGCUGAGCGACGGGUCUCGGGUGGACCUGACUCCUCUGUACAAGUCGCUGGUGCAGCGUGACUACUUCCACCUUGUCUCGCGUAAACGUGCGACGGAGUUGCUACUGCAGGAUGGCGGGGACGGGGCGUUCGUAUUACGACCGUCGUCUCAGGAGCACCCGCUGACGCUGUCGGUGGCGUGCGGUGGCGGGAGCUUCAACGUCUAA
Hyalella azteca is the source of this 1695-nucleotide messenger RNA. RefSeq lists its product as uncharacterized. The record is from RefSeq and is a predicted model, not a curated record. NCBI's taxonomy places the organism in Eukaryota, Metazoa, Arthropoda, Malacostraca, Amphipoda, Hyalellidae. The coding region runs from base 166 to 1695 and encodes 509 amino acids. The transcript has 12 exons.